GGGAGGCUGGGCUAUGCCGCUUGGCUGUGGCUUUGCAAACUCUAGAAAGGUCCCCAGCGGUUGGAGGUGGCUUGUGGCAGCAGGACUCCGCAGACUCAAAUGUAGACUCACACGUGGAGCAUCCUGUGGUGUGUCCUGUCCCGAGAUCUGGCUGGCGGGAAAGGUGUGGAACUAAGCCCAGCCCAGCCUGGAAAGUUUGGGCUCCAGGGAUGAGUCUGCCAGUAGGCUGAGCCCCAGGAACCUGCUGGAGUACCGUGGGGACAUGGCGUCUUGGCUCUGGAGAAGGCUUCGUGGCAAGAAACGGUCAGUGAUGGCCCUCUGCCUCUUGAUGAUACUGUCUGCAGUGGCUAUCACUCAUUUUCCUCCAGGACAUCCAGCUUCUACCCCAGGACUUAGUCCCAUGGAACCUCGGGGGGAAAUUGGCGUGUCUCACCCCAGGAUUCAGCGGACUUUGAACUCAAGCCGCAGGCAGCCAGUGAGGAACCUGGGCCUCUGGACAGGACAGGCUUUGCCCAGAAAUCCCAUGUUGGUCUGUGCCAAGAAGCAAAGCCAUAGAAGGCAAGUGGACAGAAGCAGACAGCCACUGAGUGUCAGGAGAGGUGUCACUGUGACAGGAGAUCCGACACUCAGUGCCCAGCAUCGUGAGCUCCUAACAGACGAGGAGGUCAGAGAUGCGGGAGGAGCAGCUCUGGACCAGCCUAGCCAUGAUGGUUUAGUCCAAGAGACACAGAGCAAGACAGCCACCAUGGCUAUCCCACUCACAGGGAGCAGCCAGGCAUCGAUCCCGGCAUGGAGAGAUGCUGCUGCCGUGAGCUUUAGGCCACAGCCAGCAGACGGCAGAGCUCCUCUGCCAGGAGCCAAGAACAACAUCUUGACUGGGGCUGCCACCUCAGUGUCAGGGGCUCCAUGGUGGCCUGGCUCUGCUGAGGACCUGCAGAAGUCCCCAUGGUGUGGUACUGAGACCCCUGGGCUGGCCAGCACUGCAGCAUGGGAGCAGGUCCCACCAUGGUUCACAGAGCAUGACAUGCAGACUCUCUGGCUACUGGCCCACGGGGAGGUGGUGGGCAAAGCCAGGGUACCUGCCCAUGGGCAGGUACUGCAGGUUGGACUAUCUGCUGGGGAUGCCCACCAGGACAUCUCUCCUCUCAGGCUCAGCCAGCUCUGCUCCCAGGGUCUCUGUGGCCUGAUUAAGAGGCCCAGGGACCUGCAUGAAGUCCUGUCCUUCCACAUGGACCGUGUGCUGGGUCUCCAGCGGAGCCUGCCCGCCGUAGCCCGGAGCUUCCACAGUCCCCUUCUGCCCUACCGCUACACAGAUGGCAGUGUGAGGCCAAUCAUCUGGUGGGCGCCAGAUGUGCAGCACCUAAGAGACCCAAAUGAGGACCAGAACUCUCUGGCCUUGGGCUGGCUGCAGUACCAGGCCUUGCUGGCCCGAGGCUGCAGCUGGCCAGGCCAGAUCCCAUGCCUAGGCAUCCACCAUACUGAGUGGGCACGUUUGGCUCUCUUUGACUUUCUGCUUCAGCCUGCCCAACCCUGCCUCCUCACUGAGACCCAAUGCUUUCAUCUCAGUCCUCAGCAGCAGAGUCUGACACCAGGAUCCCAGCAAGACUGAUCUACCUGUAGGAGAGAAGGAAGCCAUCCAAAGGAGUAUGGGACCCAAUCCCACCGUGAAACUUUCAGGAGUGGUGGGAGAUGACUGGUGGGUUCCAGGCUGGUCUGGGGAGGGUGAGUAGGCUAGGGUGCUUGUACUAACCCCCAACACACACACACACUCACACACACACACACACGCCAAGUAGCAACUGUCAGUACUUUGUGAACACAUUUUGCUGUGUAGAAAUCUCACUUUGCUCUGUGAAAAUGAUUAAGCUUUGCUUUGGGACUUGUAUGAUUUUUUUUUCAAAAGGCCACCCCUGGCUUUGGUUAUUUAAAAAAGUUCUCUUCUGUUUUCUUAUGCAUCUUGGAUCCAUCUGGAAGUAUUUCGAGCCUAAAUGUCCCAGUGCCAUUUGUUGGAGACGAAUUUCCUCCAUUUGAAAUGCUGCCUUUCCCAGAUAGCCAGCUUCUUCAUGUAUGUGGUGCUAUUUCCAGAGUGUUCUGCUCCAGUUACCAAACUCACCAUGCUUUCAUUACAAGGGGUGUGUGUCUCUCUCACUGCUCAUUUGCAGAAUUUGCUGGGACAGUGUUUUCAUGUGACUUUACCAUUACUGUGUUACUUCUAUUCUUUCAUCCCCAAAUCCUUCUGGGACUUCAUUGGAAUUAAAUUAAUUUUUUUGAACUGAUGGCAACCCUAAAAUGUACCACUCACUGGGCAUGGUGGUGGCAUACACCUUUAAUCCCAGGACUCAGGAAGUAGAGACAGGGGGAUCUCUGUGAGUUCUGGGCCAGCCUGGUCUACAUAGUAAGUUCCAGGACAGCUGGCUACACGGAGAGACCCAGACUCAAAACCAAACCAACCCAAACCAACUCAACCAACCAACCAACCAACCAACCAACCGACCGACCGACCAACCAACCAAGCUUGUUUCAUACUUGCCAGGGACAGGGUCCUAGUGCUCCAUCUGCCCAUGUUUCUGAGAAGCAUUUGCGUCUUCUUCAGUGGGUCUGCCCUGGCUAGUUUUAUGUCAACUUGACACAAGCUGGAGAUACCUGAAAGGAAGGAAGUCAAUUGAGAAAAUGUCUCCAUGAGACCCACUUGCCAACCCUUCUCUUGAUUAGUGGUUGAUGGGGGAGGGUCCAGGUCACUGUGGGUGGAGGUAGCCCUCGGAUGUGGUGGUCCUGGAUUCUAUGAGAAAGAAGGCUGAGCAAGCAAGAAAGCAGCAUCCCUCCAUGGCCUCUGCAUCAGCUCCUGCCUCCAGGUUCCUGCCCUGACUUCCCUCAGUGAUGGAUGGAGUGUUAGCUACAGGUGUAAGCCAGAUAAAGCCUUUCCUCCCGUGUUUCGUCAGUGACAAUGGCCCUAAGACCGGGUCUUCCUUCACUUUUGUCAUUUAGUUCUUCUUGGAUAUUUCUUCUCCCUGUGGCCAUCAAAGACAGGAUCUUUCCUUCCAGCAUCCGCCCACAGUGGCUGCUCCCUGGCUGUGGAGGGGCUGUGACUUCUUUUUUUUUUUUUUUUUUUUUUUUGGUUCUUUUUUUCGGAGCUGGGGACCGAACCCAGGGCCUUGUGCUUCCUAGGUAAGUGCUCUACCACUGAGCUAAAUCCCCAGCCCCUGGGCUGUGACUUCUAUAUGGUCUUCCUGUACUAACUUCAUCCUCCACCCAUACCACGUGGGCAGGUGGGCAGGGUGUGGACGUGCUGAGGCCAGAGGUUGCCGGCUUUUGAGUUGCUUUCCUUAGGUGCCUGUUGAACUCAUUGGCCUGUAGCCAGCCUCUCAGGCCUUCCUGGCUGUGGUUGAUCCCGGAGAGCCGUUGUCUUCCCUUUCCCCGCACCGCACACAGGCGCACGUGCCAGCAGGCCUAGGGAAUCCGUUGGCUUGAUUUGUUUUAAAUUUUGUUCGUGUGCAUGCAUAUGUGCAUAGGUGUACACAUGUGCGCGUGUGCCUGAAGAAUGUACUCUGGGAAAGGUAAUGCUCAUAUGAAGGAAAGAGUGAAUCCCACCCCCAGCAAACCCUAGGACACUUGGGCUGCCAAGUAGGAAAGAAAUGGAGGCGGGUCCCAUCUGAAGGGCGUGGGCCACAAUAAUACCAGACAUCUCUUCUGGAAUCCGUCUGGCUUGGCCCAGAAGCCAGAUGAGUCUAGUCAGAGGAAUAGGGCCACCCACACCCUGUGCUGCCCCCACCCACUGGCCUUCCAUCUCCGUCAGAUGGGCCUAUGGCCUUCCUUGGCCAAUUGCAGUGCCUUGUCCCACCUAGAUAUUCUAUUUGGGACAUGACAGAGCCAGGCCUUCCCUGAAACCAAGUGGUAGGUAUGAUGGGCCAGUGACUACAAGCCUCCUUGGUGACCCUGUGACCUCAGGCCUCCUUGGUGACCCUGUGACCUCAGGCCUCCUUGGUGACCCUGUGACCUCAGGCCUUCUUGAGGAUUCUGUGACCUCAGGCCUUCUUGAGGAUUCUGUGACCUCAGGCCUUCUUGGGGACCCUGUGACCUCAGGCCUCCUUGGGGACCCUGUGACCUCAGGCCUCCUUGAGGACCCUGUGACCUCAGGCCUCCUUGGGGACCCUGUGACCUCAGGCCUCCUUGGGGACUCUGUGACCUCAGGCCUCCCUGGUGACCCUGUGACCUCAGGCCUUCUUGGGGACCCUGUGACCUCAGGCCUCCUUGGGGACCCUGUGACCUCAGGCCUC
This is a messenger RNA of Rattus norvegicus (Norway rat), 4274 nucleotides long. RefSeq names its product golgi associated kinase 1A (gene Gask1a). Lineage: Eukaryota; Metazoa; Chordata; Mammalia; Rodentia; Muridae. The record is from RefSeq and is a predicted model, not a curated record. Gene Ontology annotation, cellular component: endomembrane system; Golgi apparatus.